AUGAAUUCUUUACAUGUCGAUGAUCUGAACUCAGGAGCUGACUCAAGUGACUCAGCCAUUAAUUUUUAUCAAAAAUGUCAAGAUCAAUUAAAAGAUGCUGGCUUUACUCUUAGAAAAUUCGAAUCGAACUGCAAACAACUUGAAAACCUAGUUAAUGAACAAAAUUUUACAUCCUUUAAUCUUACUAAAGUAUUAGGCUUAUUAUGGAAUAAAAAAGAAGACAACUUAAUCUUUGAUUUUAGACACUUGACACACAAUGAUGACUCGAUUCCAAUGAAACGUAAAGUUCUUCAGUUUAUUGCAAGCAUUUAUGACCCACUUGGUAUAAUUAAUCCAUUUAUAGUCAAGUGUAAAGUAUUCUUUCAAAAACUAUGUAUCAAAAAACUUGAUUGGGACAGGCCUCUUGAGGGAAAAAUGUUAUUGGUGUGGCAAGCCAUUAUCAAUGACAUUCAAUCUUCUAAACCCAUUAUCAUUCCUAGUGAUGCCAGUAAUAUAGCAUUUGGUUGUUGUAUAUACUUGUUGUGUUCCUUUGAUGAUGAGCACAAAAUAUGUUCACUUAUAACUGCUAAGUCUAGGAUUGCCCAAAUUAAAAAUACCUCUAUUCCCCGACUUGAAUUAAAGGCAGCCCUAUUAUUAGCUGAAACUAUGUCAACUGUUAAAAGAGAUUUAUACCCUGUACUUAAAUUUAAACAAAUAGUCUGUUGGUGUGAUUCUACUAUAGUAUUACAUUGGAUUAAUAAUAUUAAUAAAGUUAAGCAGCCAUUUUUACAAAAGAGACUUUUACAAAAACUUAGAAAAACAUUUGACAUUUCGCAUUGGCGAUAUAUUGAAACACACAACAACCCUGCUGACAUAAUAUCUAGAGGUACAAACUUAAAAACCUUAUCUAGUAAUAAAACAUGGUUAAACGGACCAGCACUUCUUUAUAAUGAUCCAAAGGACUGGCCAAAAUUUGAAUUAAGAAAUGUAAUUGAUAAAAUCGAAGAAAUUACUACUAAUUUAGUUUUAAAUGAACAUUAUUUAGACUUAAGUAUAAUUGACAUUACUCGAUUUAAUAACUAUUUGCGAUUAGCAAUAACUACUGAUAAAAAUUUUAAGCAACUGCAACUAGACCUAAACUUAAAAAAUAUAGAUGGAAUCAUACGAUGCAUUGGUCGACUACAAAAUGCACCAAUUACACACGACGCAAAAAACCAAAUAUUCCUACCUCGAAAUACAGAAUUUACAAACUUAGUUAUAUAUUAUAAUCAUUAUUUAGUUAUGCACAACGGCGUUAAAGAAACUUUAAACCAAAUUCGAACUCAAUUCUGGAUACCUAAAGCUCGAAACUACAUUAAAAAAUUGAUUAAAAAAUGUCUUAUUUGUAAACGCUUUGAAGGACUGCCUUAUUCAUAUCCUUCUCCCCCUCCUUUACCCUUAUGUCGUUUAAAUAAUGAUCAUGCAUUCAAAUUUACAGAUCUUGUUCCGGACACUUCUGCUGAAUCAUGCAUAAGAAGUUUACGGAGAUUUUUUGCGAAACGUGACACACCUUCCGAAAUCCUCUCAGACAACGGAUCACAAUUCACCUCCAAUCUUACUCAAAACUUUACUUCAUCUCUCGGUAUCACGUGGCAUUUCAACAUCCCCGCUGCUCCGUGGUGGGGAGGGUUCUUUGAACGACUAGUUGGAUCCACCAAACGCUGCCUUCGCAAAAUAACACAUAAAGAUCAGCUUUCAUACGAAGAACUGUUAACAUUUCUUGCUGAAGUAGAAUCAAUAUUGAACAAUCGACCAAUCACGUUUAUGUAUGAAUCACCAGGAGACUUACCACUUACACCCAAUCAUUUAAUAUAUGGAAGAUCAACUAACUUUAAAGCUAUUAACGACAAAACUUAUGAAUUAAACUUGAACACCCAAAGUACAUACAUAGAAGAUACAUUAAAUCAUUUUUGGCAAAGAUGGGAAAAAGAGUACCUAACCGAACUUAGAGAAUUCCACAAAUGUAAGAAAAAUAGAGGAACAAAUAAAAUAGCUGUCGGCGACGUUGUACUGAUUCCACGACUCAGACACCAGACGAGCUCUAAAAUGAACUAUGGGUUAACAUAUAAACAAGCACAGGAAUUAGCAUUUCAUUAUGCAAUGAAACUUUGUAAAUGUCCAAGUAAAUGGAUGGAAAAUAAACAAGCUGGUAUAGAGUGGUUGAAAGGCUUCAUGAAACGCCACCAAGAACUUUCACUUUGA
Molecule: messenger RNA, 2220 nt
Organism: Hydra vulgaris (swiftwater hydra)
Lineage: Eukaryota; Metazoa; Cnidaria; Hydrozoa; Anthoathecata; Hydridae
Source: RefSeq, a predicted model, not a curated record